AUGGAGAACAGUAAACCCGUUAAUGGCCUCAGCAUGACUUAUGCAACCUCUGCGCCCGCAACCGCUGGUGGUCAGGCUGGCUCUCCGCCGUCCUGCCAAAACUGCGCAACCUCCACCACCCCUCUUUGGCGCCGCGACGAAUCUGGCGCUGUUCUCUGCAAUGCCUGUGGUCUCUUCUUGAAGCUACACGGACGCCCGCGACCCAUCAGUCUCAAGACAGAUGUCAUUAAGAGCCGGAACCGCGUCAAGACUGGCGGACCAGGUGGACGCAAGCGGACAAGCGACCAAGGUGGUCUUCCUGCCGCGCACCCCGAUGCUGAUGGCCAGCUAGCCCUAGCCCAGCACCGCCGCGCAUCUGGCAAGAUCUCUUCUGGACUGUCCGACCGCUCGCAAUCGCCCAUCUCCCGCACCGGUACCCCGAACUUCAACCACCCCUCCAACAUCGCACCAUCACACUUGUUCGAGCAGGCCCUGCAUGGCGGCGACUUCCACUCGCCCUCGCUACCAGGCUUUGGCAUUCGUGCUCCGUCCCCCGCCAACUCUUCGAUCAACGGCUCUCACCUCGAAGCCCCUCUCCCGUACGAGACUCUUGCCGCUCAGAACACUGCGCUCAAGACACGCGUCUCGGAGAUGGAGCUCAUCAACGAUCUCUUCCGCAACCGUGUUAGCGAACUCGAACAGAGCGAGCAGUCAGCACGACAGACGGAAUCAACCCUGAGGCAAGAGCUCGAGGAGACCAAGCAGCGAGAAGCGGACCUGAAGAGGCGGUUGGACGAGAUCGAGGCCGAGAGCCCGCGACACAAGAAGAUGAAGAUGAGCGAAUUCGUGGAUGAGAGCCGCGCUGGCACGCCCAUUAGCGCAAUGGUCGAAUAA
This is a messenger RNA of Alternaria incomplexa, 873 nucleotides long. RefSeq lists its product as uncharacterized. The record is from RefSeq and is a predicted model, not a curated record. Bases 1 to 873 code for a protein of 290 amino acids. The transcript is spliced from 3 exons. Gene Ontology annotation, molecular function: DNA-binding transcription factor activity, RNA polymerase II-specific; RNA polymerase II cis-regulatory region sequence-specific DNA binding; zinc ion binding. NCBI's taxonomy places the organism in Eukaryota, Fungi, Ascomycota, Dothideomycetes, Pleosporales, Pleosporaceae. Gene Ontology annotation, biological process: negative regulation of transcription by RNA polymerase II; positive regulation of transcription by RNA polymerase II.